Molecule: messenger RNA, 354 nt
Organism: Zasmidium cellare ATCC 36951
Lineage: Eukaryota; Fungi; Ascomycota; Dothideomycetes; Mycosphaerellales; Mycosphaerellaceae
Exons: 3
Coding region: 1-354 (117 amino acids)
Cellular component (GO): membrane
Source: RefSeq, a predicted model, not a curated record
AUGUAUGCUACUCGUCUCCCCGCGAUGGAGAAGUAUGGUGUCGCCCCGAAUGGAGAGACUGUGACGGAGGACUUGAAGACCAAGAUUCCACCGCACAUUCGCUGGCAGGCCGAGAACUACAACCAUCUUCAUGAGCAGCCAACGGUCUUUUAUGCCGUUGCGCUCUCUCUGGCCCUGAUUGGCGACAGCCACCCAUACACCGUGUAUGCGGCAUGGGGAUACACUGGCCUUCGUAUCAUCCACUCGCUCAUCCACGCGACGGUCAACAAAGUGAUGGCGCGCUUCAGUGUCUUCGGUACCAGCUCUGUGGUCGUUGCUGGUUUGACGGCUCGUUUGGCCCAGCUGGUCUUCUAG